ACCACGUCGCCUGCCUGAACCGGUAUACGGGGCCGGGGCGAUCGAGAUACCGCCGCGGAUAACGCCUCCAACCUAUCUCCUCCCCCUCAUCUUCCCAGGACCUCCGUGCCAGUACCUUGCGCGAUACAAGCUCGACACCCACGUCAGCCCAAUAUGACUCGCAUGCGCGCCUUCGUGGGCGAAAACGUCGUGCUCAGCGACGGGCUGCCACGCCCUGCCACCGUGAUAGCAGAUGUGGACACCGGAAAGAUCGUUGAUAUCAUAGAAGAAAUCACCCCGCGCCGCAGCUUCCACGAUAUCAUCGAGGACGCUGAUUACAUCGAUGCGGGGGACAAGUAUAUCCUCCCGGGUCUCGUCGACGCGCACGUGCAUCUUAACGAGCCUGGUCGGACAGACUGGGAGGGCUUUUGGACGGGCACCCGUGCGGCAGCGUCCGGUGGCGUCACCGCCCUCGUCGACAUGCCACUCAACUCUAUCCCGCCAACCACGACCGUCGACAACCUCGCGGCGAAGCGCGAGGCGGCGCACGGGCAGUGCUGGACUGACGUUGCGUUUUGGGGUGGCGUCAUUCCGGGGAACCAAGCCCACCUAAAACCGCUGGUUGACGCCGGCGUAAAGGGCUUCAAGUGCUUCCUGAUCGAGAGCGGCGUCGACGAGUUCCCAUGCGUCGCCGAAUCCGACCUCCGUGGCGCGAUGGACGAAUUGAAGGACUCCCCCACCGUGCUCUGCUUCCACGCCGAGUUGGAGCAGAACCCCGCGCCCGUUCCCGCGGCACACCCGGCGGACCCGACGCUGUACUCGACCUUCCUCGCCUCGCGCCCGCAGCAGCUCGAAAUCGACGCGAUCGCCCUGAUCACGCGCCUGCACGCGGAGUACCCCGCGCUGCGGCUGCACAUCGUGCACCUCUCGGCCGCCGAUGCGCUCCCGCUCAUCCGUGCGGCGAAGGCGGCGGGCCUGCCGCUCACGGUCGAGACGUGCUUCCACUACCUCACGCUGUCGGCGCAGCACAUCCCGCACGGGCGGCCUGAGUUCAAGUGCUGCCCGCCCGUGCGUGAAGACGGCAACCGGGAGGCGCUGUGGGCGGCGCUGCUGGAUGGCACGAUCGACUGCGUGGUGAGCGACCACAGCCCGUGCGUCGCGUCGCUGAAGAAGAUGGACGAGGGCGACAUUAUGAGCGCAUGGGGCGGGAUCAGCACUCUGGGGCUCGGGCUGAGCCUCCUGUGGACGGAGGCGCGAAAGCGGGGCGUAGGCAUCGACAAAAUCGUGGACUGGCUGUGUGUGAAAACAGCCAAGCACGCCGGGCUGGCCGACACCAAGGGACAGCUGAAAGUAGGGUACGACGCGGAUCUGGUGAUAUGGGACCCAGAAGGGCAGAUAGCGGUAACCAAGGAGCUGCUGAACUUCAAGAACAAGCUCACGCCGUACGAGGGGCUCACGCUCGCCGGAAAGGUCGAGAAGACGUUCCUGCGCGGCCGGCUCGUCUACGACGGCGUGGAGGGCGGCUUCAGCGGGCUCGAGCCCACGGGGCACCUUCUGUAGUCUAUCUUACCGUGGAAUCUGGCAAUGA
This is a messenger RNA of Trametes versicolor FP-101664 SS1, 1567 nucleotides long. RefSeq names its product allantoinase. The record is from RefSeq and is a predicted model, not a curated record. Gene Ontology annotation, cellular component: cytoplasm. Gene Ontology annotation, biological process: allantoin catabolic process; purine nucleobase catabolic process. Bases 154 to 1539 code for a protein of 461 amino acids. Gene Ontology annotation, molecular function: cobalt ion binding; allantoinase activity; zinc ion binding. The transcript is spliced from 6 exons. NCBI's taxonomy places the organism in Eukaryota, Fungi, Basidiomycota, Agaricomycetes, Polyporales, Polyporaceae.